AUGAUCAAGUUCUCAUCACAAUAACAUGAAACGUGGCAAGAAAAUUGUGUUUACUUUUCAUUUGAUUAUCUGUUUGUUUAUUUUUGAUUGUUGUUGAUUGGAAUCCAUUUCCAUUGGGAACUCACAUUACAUAUUAAUUAGCCGUUUAAUCAUUGAUCAAGUUGUCAAAAUCUCGAAAUCAACAAGUGUCAUCAAGGAAAAUCGAUCAACAAUUAAUGUCAACAUCGGGAUCAAAACAAUAGAAUCGUUGAAACAAUGAACUCUUCUUGUUAUAUUAUCUUAAUCUCGUUGAUUCUUGAUUUAUUAGCUUUCACAAUUAUCUUACCCCUUAUGCCUUCAAUUUUGGAUUAUUAUGAAACCAAUGACAAGAGUGGCCUUUACAACCAAUUCAAUUCUAUCAUUGAAACGUUUAGAAUCUAUUGUGGUGCUCCAAAUGAUUUGAAUAAAGUUCUACUCGCUGGUGCGAUUGGAUCUUGGUUUUCGUUUCUACAGUUCAUCUCUUCCCCGUUCAUUGGUGCUUUUUCCGAUGUCUAUGGACGUCGAGUUUCAAUGAUAAUCUGUCUCGUCGGGAUUACGAUCUCUCAUCUUAUCUGGUCACUUUCUUCGGGCUCUUUUUUGUUGUUUACCGUCGCUCGAACAUUGGGUGGACUGUUCAAGGGGAAUGUCAGUCUUUCGACGGCGAUUGUUACUGAUUUAUUGUCACAGUCGGAAAGAGGCAAAGGAAUGGCCUUAAUCGGUGUCGCUUUCUCGAUCGGGUUUAUCUUUGGCCCUCUGAUUGGUGCCUUCUUUUCAUACUAUUCAAAAACAAUUAUCUCUUCAGGUCAACAUUUUUUUGCUCUGCCCGCAAUUACUUCAACCAUUUUAGCUGCAAUUAACUUAAUUUUCAUCUACAUUUACUUCAAAGAAUCACUUGCCAAAUCAAAUAGGGCAAAAUCAACAACCAAAGGUUUGAUUCAAGCUUUUGGUUAUGUUAAUCCAAUCUCGUUGUUUGGUUUCACGAAUGUUCAAAAGAUACGAUCUGAAGAAUUAAAAACAAUUCGUGAUUUGGGAUUCAUUUACUUUCUCUACUUAUUUUUCUACUCUGGACUUGAAUACACUCUAACUUUUUUAACUCAUCAUAGAUUCGGAUACACAAGAAUGCAACAAGCAAAGAUCUACUUAUUCAGUGGCAUUUUAAUGGCACUUUUACAAGGAACUUACGUUCGUAGGAUAAAACCGAGUAAAGAACUUGGAACGAUAACCAUGGGACUAAUGGUUAUCAUCAUUGCAUUUCUAACAAUCGGUUUGUCCCAAACUAUCCCACAAUUGUACACUGGACUGGCUUUCUAUUCAUUUUCAUCGGCGGCUGUUGUCCCUUGCUUAACGACACUCGCAUCAUCGACUGGACCUUUGGACCAAAAAGGGACUAUUCUUGGUACUUUUCGAUCUCUCGGCUCAUUGGCUCGAGCCUUAGGUCCAAUAAUAUCUUCCUUAACUUAUUGGCGAUUCGGAGCCGUAAUUAGUUACUCAAUUGGUGCAAUAUUUUUCAUCUUUCCACUUUUAUUAUCAAAAUCAUUGACUAAACGUUUAAAUGCUCAAAAAAUCAAAUUAAUUGGUUAAAUUUGCCCAUCGACUAAUCAACAUUCCCCCUCAGUGAUUAUCACCAUAAAAAUUAUGUCAAAGACUGUUCCAAAAAUGAAAGAUCUCUGCAAUAAUUAAUAUAUUUCUAUUAUGCAUUUAAAUCUAUUUUAUAUUUUUAAUUGUCAAUAAAUGACUCAAUACAAUUAAAAGUAAUUAAAAUUAAUUUUGUUCAAACAACA
Panonychus citri (citrus red mite) is the source of this 1799-nucleotide messenger RNA. RefSeq names its product major facilitator superfamily domain-containing protein 10-like (gene rtet). Gene Ontology annotation, biological process: transmembrane transport. Gene Ontology annotation, molecular function: transmembrane transporter activity. Gene Ontology annotation, cellular component: brush border membrane. NCBI's taxonomy places the organism in Eukaryota, Metazoa, Arthropoda, Arachnida, Trombidiformes, Tetranychidae. Bases 256 to 1599 code for a protein of 447 amino acids. The transcript is spliced from 7 exons. The record is from RefSeq and is a predicted model, not a curated record.